Molecule: messenger RNA, 1274 nt
Organism: Zychaea mexicana
Lineage: Eukaryota; Fungi; Mucoromycota; Mucoromycetes; Mucorales; Lichtheimiaceae
Exons: 3
Coding region: 93-1022 (309 amino acids)
Biological process (GO): regulation of transcription by RNA polymerase II
Molecular function (GO): RNA polymerase II cis-regulatory region sequence-specific DNA binding; DNA-binding transcription factor activity, RNA polymerase II-specific
Source: RefSeq, a predicted model, not a curated record
GUUGGCUGACACACAGGAUCGUCAUCAUCCAUCAUCCAUCAUUCACACUCCCAUUGCACUCUCCUUACACUUACUCUGAAUACCAGGACAUCAUGAAUACAGAACAACCAUUGGCCACUCCCACCCGCUUCAUCUUGGAAUGCUCUACUGCCACCGGUGGAUAUCCCUUCCCGUCUGUCGUGGACGAUCCCUUCAAUCGCUGCAUCCCUUUGACUCCGCCCUUGUCUCACCAGACCACAUCGCAGCAGCAGCAUCACCAGCAGCAGCAGCAGCAACAACAACAACAACAACAACACGUCUUUGCUGCACCGCAGCCCAUCUUCACUGGCGCCGCCUCUUACUACCCUGCUCCCGCAGUUGCACCUGUUAAGCAGCCGCCGACUCCUCCACCUCCAACCUCCUACGGUCAGCCGGCCGCUAUUCCCACCGAGGCAUUGUUCCCGCAUGCCGACCCUUCUGUCAUGCCGACGACGCACAGCGCCCGUCACCAGCAACAACAUCCUCAUCAUCAACAAGCACAACAGGAGCAACACCAGCAACACCAGCACCAGCAGCUGGCUCUGCCUCCGUCUCCAACCAAAUCGACAGCAGGCCGAAAGCGCCGGGCAUCAUCACAACACGAAGACGAGGAAGACGAUGAACAGCGCAAGAAGCUGCUUGAACGCAACAGAGUGGCCGCUUCAAAGUGCCGUCAAAAGAAGAAAAAGUGGAUGCAUGAACUCGAGGUCCGCUCUGAACACGUUGCAACCCGCAACAAAGAGCUGCACGAUCUCUUGAGCCAGCUCCGUGAGGAGAGCAUGUUCUUGCGCAACCAGCUGCUGACGCACAGCGACUGCAACUGCACCAUGGUGCAAACAUACCUGCGACGAUCAUCUGCACGCCUGUCAUCCGGCGCUUACGGCCACCCUACCGCUGCUGCUGCAGAUGCUGUGGCCGAGCUGAUGACGAACAGCCCCACGACGCCUCCAUCGUCAAUGUCGCGCUCGUCGUCUCCGCAACAAUCCUCCCCAGAAACCUUCUAACUUCUUGCACACUUUUCCCCCACGAUACCUCUUUCAUCUUGCACAUACAAACCUCUUUGCUUGCUUUCUCUUCGUUAUUGUCACAUGCUUGCGCCCACUCCAUCUGCCCCCCAUGUAUAGUCAUUCUCUCUCUCUCUCUCUCUCAGUCUUUUUGAUAUCUCGUGUAGCGCGUAGUAUAACUCAUCUGUACGCCUUCUACUCCCUUGCUGCUUGCUGCAAUCCAUGUACAUAUGUCUGAAAAUAAAAACUGUG